Urocitellus parryii (Arctic ground squirrel) is the source of this 2342-nucleotide messenger RNA. RefSeq names its product protein phosphatase 2 regulatory subunit B''gamma (gene Ppp2r3c). The record is from RefSeq and is a predicted model, not a curated record. Lineage: Eukaryota; Metazoa; Chordata; Mammalia; Rodentia; Sciuridae. Gene Ontology annotation, cellular component: spindle; centrosome. Gene Ontology annotation, biological process: positive regulation of B cell differentiation; B cell homeostasis; cortical cytoskeleton organization.
CCAAAGGCUCACCCUUAAGAAAUACGAGGUYUUCCUUAUUCUAGCCUUCAAAAUCGGUUUUGCAUUUUGCAUCUCUGCUUCCCCCCAGAUAGCAUAAUUGCUGUAUCCUCCGUUACACCUACAGUGGCCGUUUUUUCCUUUAGCCAAGACUUCCGCCCACAUCAAAGAUGGCGGUUGGGCGGCCUUCUUAAUCUCUACGGAGUUUGGCAGGGUCUGACGUCCGAGCUGGCGGGGUGGAGCGGUUAAUAAACAGCAAAUGCCGGAGCUACUGCGCGGAAUUCUGCCAUGGACUGGAAAGAAGUGCUUCGCAGGCGAUUAGCGACGCCCAACACCGAUCCAAACAAUCAAAAAAGUGAACAAGAAUUAAAAGAUGAAGAAAUGGAUUUAUUUACCAAAUACUACUCAGAAUGGAAAGGAGGUAGAAAAAACACAAAUGAAUUAUAUAAGACCAUUCCUCGGUUUUAUUAUAGGUUGCCAGCUGAAGAUGAGGUUUUACUACAGAAAUUAAGAGAGGAAUCCAGAGCUGUUUUUCUCCAAAGGAAAAGCAGAGAACUCUUAGAUAAUGAAGAAUUACAGAACUUAUGGUUUUUGUUGGACAAACACCAGACACCACCUAUGAUUGGAGAGGAAGCAAUGAUCAAUUAUGAAAAUUUUUUGAAGGUUGGCGAAAAAGCUGGACCAAAAUGCAAGCAAUUUUUCACUGCAAAAGUCUUUGCUAAACUCCUUCAUACAGAUUCUUAUGGAAGAAUUUCCAUCAUGCAGUUCUUUAACUAUGUCAUGCGAAAAGUUUGGCUUCAUCAAACAAGAAUAGGACUCAGUUUAUAUGAUGUUGCUGGUCAAGGGUACCUUCGGGAAUCUGAUUUAGAAAACUACAUAUUGGAACUUAUCCCUACUUUGCCACAAUUAGAUGGCCUGGAAAAAUCCUUUUACUCCUUUUAUGUUUGUACAGCAGUUAGGAAAUUUUUCUUCUUUCUGGACCCUCUAAGAACAGGAAAAAUUAAAAUUCAAGAUAUUUUAGCAUGCAGCUUCCUGGAUGACUUAUUGGAGUUAAGGGAUGAAGAACUAUCCAAAGAGAGUCAAGAAACAAAUUGGUUUUCUGCUCCUUCUGCCCUAAGGGUUUAUGGCCAGUAUUUGAAUCUUGAUAAGGAUCACAAUGGUAUGCUCAGUAAAGAAGAACUGUCUCGCUAUGGAACAGCAACCAUGACCAAUGUCUUCUUAGAUCGUGUUUUCCAGGAAUGUCUCACUUAUGAUGGAGAAAUGGACUAUAAGACCUACUUGGAUUUUGUUCUUGCAUUAGAAAACAGGAAGGAACCUGCAGCUUUGCARUAUAUUUUCAAACUGCUUGAUAUUGAGAAUAAGGGAUAUCUCAAUGUCUUUUCCCUUAAUUAUUUCUUUAGGGCCAUACAAGAACUAAUGAAAAUCCAUGGACAAGAUCCUGUUUCAUUUCAAGACGUCAAGGAUGAAAUCUUUGACAUGGUAAAACCAAAGGAUCCUUUGAAAAUCUCUCUUCAGGAUUUAAUCAAUAGUAAUCAAGGAGAUACAGUCACUACCAUUCUAAUUGAUCUGAAUGGCUUCUGGACUUAUGAAAACAGAGAAGCCCUUGUUGCGAAUGACAGUGAAAAUUCUACAGACCUUGAUGAUACAUGAUCUCUAAAAAACUAGACUCUCUUAAGAUGCUUGAAUGCUGCAUGUGAAACCUUUGAAGCAGAACUCCUUUAGAAAUGGUUUAAAUAAAAUAAUGUGUCUAAAAAACACAACAAGUGUUUCAGUUCCUGGAAUUUUGUUAUAUAGUUUGGAAACAAUAGGACCAAAUACUGCUUAUUUAGGAGGUAAGUUCUGGUUUCAUUUAGCUCAAGCUCAAAUAUGGCAAGUGUGAUUUGCAGUAGGUACAAGGAUAUUCAGUUAAAUCUGCAUAAUCUUUAGAGAUAAUUUUCUUGGAAUAUUUCUGAUCCUCAUACAGAAUUAGAAUAUUUGAGGAAUGGUUUAAAUUAUUGGCCAUUUAACCUUCAUUCUUCAUCUAAAACAUUAUAUGGUAUCAGGGAUGUUAAAUGACUUUCCAUUAGAGUGGAGCCAUUUAUUUCUGGGUUAUAAGUGUUUGGACAUGAUCUUUCUUUUAAUAGGAUGAUGUGUCAAUAAAAAUUACUAAAACUAAUCACUGAUAUAAAAAGAAAUCUGUCUACAUUAUUUAGCCAGUAUACCACAGUUAUAUUUAUAAAACUUAAUUCCAUAUUAUUUAAGGAUUUUUGUUAGAAAAUGUAUUUAAUUAAGUAAAGACUAAUUAUACUAAUUGUUGAGUUUAGUUUUUUUGAGAUUAGAAGCAGAAUAUCAUGAACUGUUAAAAA